Molecule: messenger RNA, 1713 nt
Organism: Cladophialophora carrionii CBS 160.54
Lineage: Eukaryota; Fungi; Ascomycota; Eurotiomycetes; Chaetothyriales; Herpotrichiellaceae
Exons: 1
Coding region: 1-1713 (570 amino acids)
Biological process (GO): negative regulation of phosphatase activity; negative regulation of transcription by RNA polymerase II
Molecular function (GO): chromatin binding; transcription corepressor activity; phosphatase inhibitor activity
Source: RefSeq, a predicted model, not a curated record
AUGGACCCAUCAGCGCUUGCCCGCGUCGAGCGGCAGCGAGCAGAGCUCGAAACCAACAUCACCAAACUCCGCAAAGCCCUGCGACACUGGCAGGCUCUGGAGAUUGACUAUGAAGGGCUUCGGGAAGAAUUCUUGGGCCUUCCGAAGGACUCUUCCCCCAAGGAGUGCCUGCAAGCUGCUAAAGACUCCAAACCUGAACUUGUGGACGAAAAAGAGCUACAGGAGCUGCUGGUAGACGCCAGUUCCCGCCCUCGUCGUCCUGUCCAACUGGUUCAUUUGCUGUCGAAACGGGUUGACUAUGUUACCCGUAACAUUGAGGCGAUCCGCAAACAAUUGUCUGAUGCGGAAAAGAAACGGAAUGCCCUUCUCCUCGCUGAAGAACCGAGCCAUAGGGAUGAGGCUGGGCUUCCACUGGCCGAGAUCACCGAAGAGCUCGAUGAGGAAGGGAAUGUCAUUUCAAGCAAAGUGCAGACUCCCGGCUCAGAUGCCGCCCAAUUGAUGGAUGUGUUGAAGAAGGCGGGAGUAGAAGACCUAGAAGACUUGGGUGGCACCAUAACCAAGGCUGCCCCAUCGAGCAACCCUGAGGUGGCGGCAACAUCUCAGUCUCAGAAUACCGUCGACACCAAAAGUCAACACACAAACGUCUCGAUAGACGAGCUACCCACGAAUUCCUUCGAUACACCCGAUGAAGCCGAAUUACGCCGUGAGAUGCUUCAAUACUCACGGGGCUUGGAUGAAGUAGGAGCUAUUGUGGCUGAAUUAGAGCUCGAGGAGGAGACAUCGGAUGUCGUAGAAGAUGAUGAUGACGAGCUUGAUCUGGACUUCGACUCCGAGAUGGAUAUCGAGGAGGAAACAGAUGAGGAUUCAGAAGAUGACAGCGGCAAAAGCAACCGUGGGCUGUUCCUGUCGCGAAGAUAUCAAAAGAGGAUGGAAGAGUUGCAGGAGAAACUUGGCUUAAAGAACGUUGGCCCUGAGCUGCAAACAGAGGCAGCAAUUGAUCAACCACGGAAAGAGCAACGGCCGCCUGCAGCCGAAGCUGCACGAAAGGCGGCGAUCUUAAGAGAUGAACAAUCCAAGAAAAGUAGCUUGAAGCCCGCGAAGAGCGAUCCUGCGGAAGCCGGAUCAGUCAACAGAAGGUCUGGGAGAAAGAAGGUGGCAUUCUCCUCAGAACUAGACAUUGCUGCCGAGAACCCUCCUACCACCACUUCCGAACUCGCAAAAAUGUCUCCAGUUGCGCCAGAAAAGCUACAGUUGCGACCAAUCAACGACUCCAUUGUCGAACGGGAGGCAGGUCAGGACGAUACAGAGGCUACCGCUCCAGCACCUCCUGCCCCAACAGCCGCCAAACAAUCACGCUUCAAGGCCGCACGUCAAUCCCAGCCGCAAACGCCGAUGUUUGCUGCCCCAAUGGAAUUUCCCCAGGGGAAGCCUGAGGACAAAUCGACACCUCACCCUCCCUCCAAGAUGGUCUCUACAACUCUGAUCGAGCGUUCUUCGCCAAAAGCAACAACAGCCCCCGAUCCCAACGACUUUUCCGAUCAGGAUCAUCAGCGCGAAAUAGCAAGGGACUAUCAGCAACACCGGAUCAAGCGCAUACUUGCCCAGGAAGGUGGAUUCCUCGGAAGUGCUGAAGAAGGUGAAAUAACACCACUCGAGGACGAAGGGACCGGGAGACGCGUGAGCAGAUUUAAAGCUGCUCAGAUCAAACGGUAA